Messenger RNA from Hipposideros armiger (great roundleaf bat), 2240 nucleotides. It is a transcript of the gene ATF5, whose product is annotated as activating transcription factor 5. Lineage: Eukaryota; Metazoa; Chordata; Mammalia; Chiroptera; Hipposideridae. The record is from RefSeq and is a predicted model, not a curated record. Gene Ontology annotation, molecular function: DNA-binding transcription activator activity, RNA polymerase II-specific; RNA polymerase II transcription regulatory region sequence-specific DNA binding. Gene Ontology annotation, biological process: regulation of transcription by RNA polymerase II. The transcript has 3 exons. Bases 686 to 1528 code for a protein of 280 amino acids. Gene Ontology annotation, cellular component: nucleus.
CUCUAACCCACAAAACAGUUCUCAGUGUGAGCAAGCAGCUGGAGAAUACAGACAUGAGCGUGUGGCCGGCCGGAAAUUCGUGAAGCAGGGAAAAGGAAAUGAGAAAUCAACCAGUGCUGGUCUCAGGGGAGGAGGCAAUAGGUCUCAGGGUCGAGAGAGCAGGGGGUCCAGAGCCAGUAACAGAAUAAAAGGGAUGAACCCCAGAGUCUCCGGGAAGAGAGGGCCAAACUCCACCGCUCGAAGGGAGGAGGGGAACAAGCUCGCCUCUGGGUUGGAGCCGCGCGGGGGCGGGGCGCGGAAGGAUCCGGGCGGUCGGUGCAGCGCCGCCCGGGAUAUAUCUGUUCUCACUCCCCGGGGCCGCCACAUUCUCAUCCUCAGAUCAAGAUCUCUCCUCACACUAUAGCGAAGCUUACUUUGCCCGCGAAUCCCAAGCCAUGGCUCUGUAGCUGCGAACCCUCCGUGCCCCCCGCCCGUCUCCGCGCUCACCGCGCCUGCGCUCUUCUUUUCGCUCCUGCCUUCUUUAUUCAGCCGAGGCCGCCGCUGCCUCUCCUUUCCAGAGCCAUGGAGUCCUCCACUUUCACCUUGGUGCCUGUCUUCGGCCAACUGAGCAACCUCCAGAGCCUCUGCUCAGCUGUUGGUGCAGCUUCGUUCAUUGCCAUUCAUUCCCAGCGCCUGUGCUGCAGCCAUGUCACUCCUGGCGACCCUGGGGCUGGAGCUGGACAGGGCCCUGCUCCCAGCUAGCGGGCUGAGCUGGCUCGUAGACUAUGGGAAACUCCCCCUGGCCCCUGCCCCCCUGGGCCCCUAUGAGGUCCUUGGGGGAGCCCUGGAGGGCGGGCUUCCAGGGGGAGGAGAGCCCUUGGCAGGUGAUGGUUUCUGUGACUGGAUGACUGAGCGGGUCGACUUUACAGCCCUUCUCCCUCUGGAGCCCCCCUUGCCCUCAGGUGCCCUCCCCCCACCUUCCCCACCCUCACCUGACCUGGAAGCCAUGGCCUCCCUCCUCAAGAAGGAGCUGGAGCAGAUGGAAGACUUCUUCCUUGAUGCCCCACUCCUCCCACCAUCCUCCCCACCACCACAGCUGCCACCACAAGAGGCACCCUCCCUUCCUGUCCCCCUCCCCCUCCCCACCUUUGACCUCCACCAGCCCCCUGCCCUGGAUACCCUAGACUUGCUGGCCAUCUACUGCCACAGUGAGGUGGGGCAGGGGGAUUCAAGUUUGGCUCCCCUGCCCCCACCACAGCAGCCCCCUCCUCCACCUCAAACCUCUCGCCCGGCCCCCUACCCCAAUCCUGCCAUCACUCGAGGGGACCGCAAGCAAAAGAAGAGAGACCAGAACAAGUCAGCUGCUUUGAGGUACCGGCAGAGGAAGCGGGCAGAGGGUGAGGCCCUGGAGGGCGAGUGCCAGGGUUUGGAGGCACGGAACCGGGAGCUGAGGGAGAGGGCAGAGUCUGUGGAGCGGGAGAUCCAAUAUGUCAAGGAUCUGCUCAUCGAAGUGUACAAGGCUCGAAGCCAGAGGACCCGCAAGAGCUAGACAGGCAGGGGCUUUGGGCUAUAGGGGGUGCUGGUCUUCAGCUCUGGCUCACUUCUGUUUCUGGGGAUGAGAUGGGAGGGUUCCCCCAUCAUCCCUCUGCCUCUAGCUUCUUUCCAGAGCCCCCACUUCUCUUUCUCCUUUUAUCCUUGCCCCCUCUCUUGUCCAUUUCAGUUUUGCUCCCUUCCGCCCUCCCCAGAAUCAUGGAACAUUUGGCCUUAGUCAACAUCUACACUUUUCAAGUGAACAGCUGAGGGACUGAGCCGCCCCCCGCCACCCAGGAGUUCAGGGAGCAGGGAAACGCUUGGAAACCUGCUCUCAAACAGGGACUUGAGGCCAGAAAGUUGUGCAGAAUGACUAUGUAAACGAGGGCAGGAGAGCCAUCUAGGAAGUAAGUCAGGGAGCAUUUUAAGAAUGGUACCCAUAUAAUAGAAGCAAAACAAGCAAGCCAGGUGACCUUGGGAAACUACAUUUGGGCAGGGAGCCAAAAAGUGGCCAAGUUCAAAGAGCCUAUGGCUGGUGACUAUGGAGGCAGAUGGGGAGCUGGGCAGGGUAGGUGUGGCCAUAGUUGGUGACGGGGUGUUCGUUUUUAGCUUUGGGAGGAAAUCAGUGUUUUGUGAAGGUGCUGGUACAGAGGCUGCAUCUAGGUGAGAGAGGGUGGGAGCAAUCCUUUUGGGGGUUGUGGUGGAAAUAAAAUAAAUAAUUUCUUCUGGUC